GGAUGUUGGGGGUAAUCCUGGCAGCUGGUAUAAUCCAUCUUCUUCAAGGUAAUGUAGAAAUCUAGUUAAAAACAGAAAUAUAAUACGUUGCUUACGAAAUAGUGUAAAAUAUAAAACAGUAUUUAUUAUUAAGUAUAUUUCUUAGUAGGUUUUUCAAAGUUGGAAGGAAUGAGAAUAUAUAUUUUAAAAUAUACACAAUCUAUUUAAGAAUUCUUUUUAAUAGAUCGUGUAUAUAUAAUGUAUUCAUGUACACUUUUUCGGAAUAACAUUAGAUUUAUAUUUCCUGCAACCAUCAGGCGAAAAGGUACCUUGAUCCUCAGCAAUUUCAUAUUCUCUAUUUCCAGGCGAAGUGGGGUGUACAGGACUAGCAGGUCCAAAUCAAAUAGAUUUAGAAUCAGGUACGUUCUGCAAUGUUGUAACCUUGAAAAAAUGAACGUUUUACAGUACACAACCCAUGGUGGAACCCUAUAUGAGAUGUUAUUUCAAAUCCUCCAAUUCGGACUCAUUCUCGUCCUCAGAGCCAUUUUAACUCGGUCACUCGUUGAAAAUUAGGCUCUGGGUCAGACGACUAAAGGGAGAGAUCUGAUUGGCUUUUCAGAGAAAUGCUAUUUCCCAGAAGUUGAACAGUUUUCGCUACGCAAAAUUAUUCUAUCAAAAUAUAUCAACACAAAUACUUCGUUUCUUCGUAAUAAAUCUCUGUUAAAAUUGUUAAAGAUGCUAAAACGUCCCGAUUCAAGAGUAUGCGCAUUGGAAACUACUGCAAGUUUUCUUGCACUUCCGGUUCCGCCCAGGGCCUGUCCUCGGCUUCGCCUCAGACUUGAUUAAAUUUCGCGGACUUGAAAUCUAGUCCAGUCCUCACAGUCGGAUUUGAAAUAUUACUUCAAUUCUUUCUAGAAAAGGCAAUAACAGUAUGUACCUCUCAAAAGAGAUCGCUGACGUGUGGUUCUCCAGGAUCCAGUAUUGCGAUCACGGACGUAUUCUGGGGGAGACAGUCACGUGAUAUCUGUCCCUCGGAUGACGGGGACGAACACGUGGAUUGUGGUGCAGCGAAGGAGACGCCAGGGAUAGUAAGGGGUAUGUGCCAAGGAAAAGCCGCGUGUCAGCUGGAGGCAAAACACAAGUUGUUACAGAAUCCUGAAUCUCGUCAUUGUCCAGGUAUAACAUGGUGUUGAAAUGGUUGGUUUCUCGUGCUUGCUAAGGCCAGGUUCACAGUAGCAAUUUUGUCGGCGUUUCUGACGGAUGUAAAUGAGUGAACUCGCACGCAAAAGUAUAGAGUCGCUUUUCAGGAGUAAACAAUUCUGAGUCUUUUGCCAUUGAACUAUAAAUAAACUGGAAGGCUAACUGCUAUGAUGAAGGCCUAUGAUUUGAUGAAGCCAAAAUAGUUUUUCUGAGUUAUGAGCAGAAAUACUUGAUCCCAAACGUCCGGCUAUAUAUCAAAUUGAAGCUAUUGAAAAUUGCUAUUCGGUGUGGAAAUUUCAAGACUUCAGCGAAAAGAAAAAUAUUUAAAAAAUACAAAAACAACUGCAAAACGGCAAAUUAUCGGUAAUUAUGUUUGUAAUUUUUCAGUACUUCCCUUUUAGCUAAAAUCUUGAAGUUUCUACACCAAAUAGCGUUUUUCAAUAGCUUCAAUUUGAUAUAUAGCCCAACGUUCAGUGUUGAGUAUUUCUGCUCAUAACUCAGAAAAACUAAAAUGCACUGGCUUCAAUUCCCCCCCCCCCCUGAGUUAGCCUUCCAGUUUAUUUAUAGUUCAAUGGUCUUUUGCAUGUCAUUCAUUCGAUCACAUUUGCCAGGAGGAGAAAAAUCGACGACAGAAUUGCUAUGUUAGACUAAAUUUUAAUCUAAGUAAAGAGAAGGGAAUCAAACACCACAGAUAAAAAAGAACAUAAUGAAAUUAGUAAAAUUGUAAAACUUGGUUGCGAAAUGUUGUAAAGCUUGGAAAAUAUAGUCUUGCAAAGUUUGCAAAUUUUGUAUAUAUGUUUGUAUUACGUGCGGAAAUUGUUACCAUUUUCGGCUCAAAAAUGGUCACAAUUUCCGCACCUAAUAUACAAACAUAUACAAAAUAUGCAAACUUCGCAAGGCUAUAGUCUCCGUAUUUUAAAACAUUUCGUAACCAAAUUUUGCAAUUUUAAUAAUUCUAAUAAGUUCUUUACGGGAAUUUACUUUUUUUGCCUAGAUCAAAAAUUAGUCUAACCUGCAAGUUCUCCAAUAAAAUUUAACUGUUCAUCAAUUCUUUGCAGGAGUGAACAAGUACCUAAAAGUCAGCUACACGUGCGUUCCCGAUGCGAAAGAGGUGACAGUCUGUGAUGGCGAAGAGACAACGCUGAAGUGCCCAGCAUCAUUUAAAACAUUCAUCAACUCAGUGUUCUGGGGUCGGCAAUCAGUGUCAGUAUGCCCGGCCGACAAUGGCAUUUCCAUGUGUACUGGGGCGAGCGAAAGUCUGAAUAUGCUGAGAAAGAAAUGCGAUGGCAGUGAAAAAUGCGACAUCACAGCGUCGUUCAAUCAGGCAAAUAGUUAAUUUUACCAUAUUGUUUGUUCAAUUAUAGAUGGCUAUGGAUUCAUGCAUGAUGUUCGUUAUAGGCCUUUUCCGAGUGUCGAACCAUUUGGCAGAAGUGGCAUAUGCCACGGGCCCCGCGCUUUUGGGGCCCCCGCGCUUCAGUAAAUCAUGGUUAUGAACCAUGGUUAUGAUUAACUUUUUGAAUUAGGUUGAAUGGUAAUGGCAAUGAUAUUCAAAGGCAUUACCAUGAUCCAGGUUGAAUGGUUAUGCUGAUAUUCAACGGCAUAACCAUCCAAUUAGUUGAAUGGUCAUGCCGAAGACAGUCAACGGCUUCACCAUCCAAUAUUCAAAGGCGUCACCUUUGAACCACUGUAAUGAUAAGAGCUGCACGGUUUUGUAACUUUUGUAGUUGAUUGAGAGACUGACACACAGGCAGAUCGAUACAGCAUGAACAACAAAUGAUUUACAACUUUCUAUAGGUGCAGAACGGAGCUGAGAAUUGUCCAGGGACACAGAAAUAUCUGAUUGUGAAUUACAGCUGCAAGCCUGCGGGAGCUAAAGGUGGGUGGAAGAAAUGGUCUUAACGAACAGGCUUUUCAGUCAUGUAUCAUAAAUUACUGUAUGUGUGUAAAAUUACUGUGUGUAAAAUUACUGUGUGUAAAAUUACUGUGUGUAAAAUUACUGUGUGUAAAAUUACCGCUUCGUCUCACCACAGCAUGUCAGUAUAUUCGCUAAUUACAUCUUCCUUGUUCACGUUCAAAUAAAAUUGCUGUUGAAAUAUCUUGCUUUAAAAUAUAGUAACUCUGGACUAUCAUGACUUACCGAAGUUGAUUUUGUAGACAGUCAUAUAUUUUAAUGUUUUCAAUUUUCAUUAAUUUGAGAGACCUGUAGUGAAUGUCUGCACUGAUAAAAAUAUCUGGGCUUUUUUACCGAAUAAUAUGUAGUGUUAUUUUUUACAAUAAGUAUACUGUAAUCAUAAAUUAGAGUACAAUGGACUGUGUUUAAAAAGAAAUCUGGUAUUUGACAUUUUUGACAGUAAGCUUUUACAGUAAGUAUUCUGUAAUCGUAAAUCAGUGGUAUAAUGGACUGUAUUUUAAAGGAAUCCAUUAUUUGACAUGUGUUUGACCUUUGUUUGACCGCAAUCUUUUACAGUUGAAAUUGUAAAUUACAGUGUAAUAGACUGUUUUGAAUUACAACCUUUUUACGGUACAAAUACAGACGGUUAAAAACAGUCUCUGUAAAAUUACAGCACAUUCUCUGGCGUCCCGGCUGCCAGUAGUUUUUACUGUGAAAUUACGGGGUGGUUAUUUUAACAGUGUGGAUGAGCUGGGGUUUUGUCUUACUUUAAACUCUAGUUGAAGAGGACGACAAAGAUAAUGAUGAUGAUGAUGAUGAUAGUGAUGACAAACUAACCAAGCCUCCUGGUAUCAAAGGCGAAAAGGUCCAACUCACGAACACUGAAAACAAUCGCUUGGGGAUGGGCGGGUUAAAAGCGUUGGAAAAAGUCAACACCUUAAUAAAACAAUCCGAUGGUUAGUUUAGCGAAUUUCUCGCUAAGCGGGCCAGCACGGCUUCCACAAAAACAACCCCUCAUCUCUUAGAAUUCAUCUCUUAGAUUGAAUUUUCGAUGUCCACCAGUAAUGAGCUGUGUAGAAAUUUGGAACACAGCUAUUGCAUUUUAUUACAUUACAUUAUCAUUCACCUCACUCUCAUAGAUAUCUUAUAUACACCAGAUAGUGCAUCUAAUUAUUCUGCAAUUCAAAAUUGAAGCCUCAGGAUAUUCCCAUGAAAUGAGAAGACUCGUAUGUUUUCUAUUUCUUAAACAGGGAACUGAAACAUUCAGUUAAACCUAUUCCAAAUACAUUUUUAAACUAUUCAAAUGAUGAAAGUUAUUGUUGCUUUUUAAGCGUUUAAUAGCGAGUGGGAAACGCCAACAUGGCCGCCAUCUAUUUCAGGGUAUUCUCCAAACAUUAUCCGGUCUGGUAAAUUCUUUCGUCUAAUGACAGGACUAACCUUCUAGGUGGCAAACUAACGGACGACCAGGAAAAAGCGAUCGAACGAAUGAUCAUCGGUGGAUUGGAGAAUACACAGAAGAAGAAUGUGGAUGUCCAGGGUACCACGAGAACCUCUAUCCCCAAGUCACACAAGGCUAAGGCAGGCGGAGAUAUGAACAAACAGAUUGUUGAACUAGCCAAGUUGGUUGACGAGGCUACAUCAAGAAUAAAUUAUAAGAAAGCAGCCGUAGCGAGACCGCAGACCAAGGCAAACAAUCAACAGUCUGUAGUUGGGACCAUGGCACGUAAGUUAAUUGCCGUGUAAAAAGGGUGACCUGAUUGAAUGAAGCUUGGCAACGAAAAUAUAGCUCUUCUGAGGAUGGGUCUACAUUAAAAGACCCUAAAUGAGUUGUUGGAAGGCUAGGCUAAACAAGUUAGUGAUCGGAGUUGUGGUAUUUACAUAAACAUACCAUGCAAGUACUUAACUGAAGAGUCAGUCCAUCUACAGUAUAAUGUAAACGCUGUAUAUCCAAAAAUCUGUUUCAGAAAGCGUACGAAAUGCAGUCCUAGGGGUGGAAAAAUACAAAAUUUUUCUUGGGGAGAAUUCAGACCCCCUACUACUACAUACGAAACCAUCUGUCAUCUCUCCACACUCAGUAUAGUUUGGUCCCUUUUUGUAGAUCCCCCCCCCCCCGCCCGACGGACGAAUUCUUAAAAAAAGACCCUGAGUUCAUUUGGAAAGUUUCAUUUCCAUUUUAUUUUACAGCCAACAGAACAGUGAAACGGCUCAAUGUUCCACGUCCAGUAAUGCCUAAAAUCAAAUCUCGAGCACCAAUGAUGAAUAAAGUCAACACAGCACCUGUUCAAAGAGCGAACGUCCCGAAGCAAAAUGCAAAAAGAAAUUUCAUUUACGGAAAAAUUAUGCCUCGACCAUAA
This is a messenger RNA of Paramuricea clavata, 5424 nucleotides long. Lineage: Eukaryota; Metazoa; Cnidaria; Anthozoa; Malacalcyonacea; Plexauridae. The record is from the annotation of a GenBank genome assembly.